This is a messenger RNA of Prosopis cineraria, 2244 nucleotides long. RefSeq names its product tRNA nucleotidyltransferase cca2. Gene Ontology annotation, molecular function: ATP:3'-cytidine-cytidine-tRNA adenylyltransferase activity; RNA binding. Gene Ontology annotation, biological process: tRNA 3'-terminal CCA addition. The transcript is spliced from 15 exons. The coding region runs from base 63 to 1793 and encodes 576 amino acids. Lineage: Eukaryota; Viridiplantae; Streptophyta; Magnoliopsida; Fabales; Fabaceae. The record is from RefSeq and is a predicted model, not a curated record.
CACCUUUCGUAGUCUCAACGGGCAUGGACUGGGAAGUGAGGAUGUGAUAAUUCAAAAGCCUCAUGAGAGCCGCUAUGAGAAGUGCUAUACGGCUCCAGCCCCUGCACCUUCUGCUUCCCACGUAUUGCCUCGAGGAAUCGUCAAAGUUCAUUUCUCUUUCUCUAUUUAAUUCCUGCAGUCCUGCUAAACCCCUCCUCAGAGCCAAAACCCUUGGGUUUCUGAGCUACGCAUCAAUGGCCACGAGCUCGCCGUUGCGCCAUCAAGUAAGGGACAGGAUUGAACUGUCCGAUACGGAGAAGAAGAUCUUCGAUAGGCUUCUGUGUACCCUUCGACGGUUCGGUUUUCAGACUCAGCUUCGAGUUGCUGGUGGAUGGGUUCGGGACAAGCUUCUGGGAAAAGAUUGCUAUGAUAUUGAUAUCGCUCUCGACAAUAUGAUGGGCACUGAAUUUGUAGAUAAGGUCAGGGAGUACUUGUUGUCAGUGGGUGAAGAUGCGCAAGGAGUAUGUGUUAUUGAGAGUAACCCGGAGCAAUCCAAACACUUGGAAACAGCAAGGAUGCGCCUGUUCGAUAUUUGGAUUGAUUUUGUGAACUUGAGGAGUGAGGAGUAUGCUGAAAACAGCCGCAUUCCUACCAAGCAAAGAUUUGGCACUGCUGAAGAAGAUGCGUAUAGGAGGGACUUGACUAUAAACAGCUUAUUCUACAAUAUUAACACUGACUCAGUUGAAGAUUUUACUAAAAGAGGGAUCUCUGACCUGAGAUCUGGAAAGAUAGUGACUCCUUUGCCUCCAAAGGAAACCUUUCUGGAUGAUCCUUUAAGAGUUCUUCGAACCAUUCGUUUUGGUGCUAGAUUUGAUUUUACUCUUGACGAAGACCUGAAGAGAGCUGCAGCAUGUGAUGAAGUGAAAGGAGCACUGGCUGCUAAAAUAAGCAGAGAGCGAAUUGGAACAGAAAUUGAUCUAAUGAUUUCUGGAAACCAACCUGUCAAAGCAAUGACUUACAUAUGUGAUCUGACAUUAUUUUGGGUUGUCUUCAGUUUUCCUCCUGAGUUUGAGCCUCCCAUUGCUGAUGGAUGUGACAGGCAUUGCAUUACUUACAUGGAUGCUGCAUGGAAUCUGAUCCAUUUAGUUGGAGAAUCAACCUUUACUGAUGAACAGAGGAGAUUAACCCUGUAUGCUGCUUUAUUUCUCCCCCUGAGAAGUACCAGUUACAAAGAUAAGAAAGCUAAGGAGAUUCCUGUUGUCAAUCAUAUCAUCCGGGAGUCUCUCAAGAGAAAAGCUAAAGAUGCAGAGAAGGUGCUUGAUUUACACCAAGCAUCAUAUAAAUUACUGUCAUUAAUCCCUCAUCUUGCAUUGAAUGAGGAUGUCAAUCUAGAUGUUGAUUGGAUGAGGGAUUUGGCUGAUGUGCCUGUAUCUUCUAGGCUCCGUGUACUGACAGGGUUUCUUUUAAGAGAACUUAAAGAAUAUUGGCGAGUUGCACUCUUUAUAUCCACAUUAAUACAUCCCGUUGACGUUGAUGACGCCAAGGAUGAGCACUUGCAGCUGUGCAAACGAAGAGAUCUAUUCAAGACUCUAGAGAAUUCCAUAACCAAACUCGGUCUGGAAAAUAUUUGGGGCAUUAAACCAUUGGUCAACGGAAAGGAAGUUAUGAGUGCCUUGCAGCUUAAAGGAGGACCACUUGUUAAGGAGUGGCUUGACAAGGCAAUGGCUUGGCAACUAGCACAUCCUUCUGGAACUGCAGAGGAAUGCAUUGAUUGGUUGAAGCAAAGCAAUUCUAAGCGUGUGAAGAGGGAGUGAAUUUCAUUUAGGUCCUUGAUCAUCUUCCUCUGCAGUCUGUUGAUUCAAUUGCUGAGACUGAGAUAACACGCUAAAGGAACCAAAGUCCAAAGCCAAGAUAUUUGCCUGGUGCAGAUACAAUUGACACACACACACACACACUAUAUGGUAUUAAGUAGGGCAAGAGCGAGAUCAACUUCAUGUUGAUGGGGCCUUAAAAAUGUACCACAUCGAACUUGUUAUUGUCAUUUGUCAAUACAGAAUAAGAAGAUUUAUUUAUUUAUUUAUUUUAUUCUGUAACAGGGGUUACUAUGUAGAUUGUAAUGUGAGGCAAGAAUAAUCGAAUAGGACUCUAGGGUUUUGUUAGCUUGUUAGGCUUAGAAUUGGUUUCAGAGAUGAUGUUUCAUGAUAAACUAGGUGUUUUGCAUUCUCACCUUGAAAAUCAUUGACAAAAUUUAUCAUUUAAUUCUUA